CCUCUUUCUUCAUAGAUUUUCAGCGAAAUUAAGUGCUAAGGUAGUACAGCAGAAACAUCAGAGAUGAGGAUGAGCUGUAAUGGAUGUCGAGUACUUCGAAAAGGUUGCAGCGAGAACUGCAGCAUCAGACCUUGUUUGCAGUGGAUCAAGAACCCAGAAUCCCAAGCCAAUGCCACUGUUUUCCUUGCCAAGUUUUACGGCCGUGCUGGGCUUAUGAACCUCAUUAAUGCCGGCCCUGAACACCUCCGUCCUGCGAUAUUUCGAUCGCUUCUCUAUGAGGCUUGUGGGAGAAUAGUGAAUCCAAUCUACGGUUCAGUUGGGUUGCUCUGGUCCGGAAGCUGGCAGCUAUGCCAAUCCGCGGUGGAAGCGGUUCUAAAGGGCGCUCCGAUUGUUCAAAUCUCAUCUGAAGCGGCUAUGAGCCCUUGCCCACCCAUGAAAGCGUACGAUAUACGUCACGUCUCCAAGGACGAGAACUCUGCGGCUUCUCAAGAGCUUCACAAGGUCAAGACUCGGGGCAGGUUCAAGCGUUCUGCAAUUAAGCCCAAGGCCAAGGUCGGUUCAGCCUCCGAGUUUAUCUCCGAACUGGGUACCGUCGCCGACCCGGUUACCACCACCAUCACCACCGAUAAGUGGCAGAGAUGCUACCCUGAAGAUGGCUUCAACCGCUCUUCAAGCCACGACCAUGAGUCGUCGGGGAGUCAUAGCCAUCAGACGGAGCUGAAUGGGGAAGGAGACCGAGACAGUCGAGAGACGGAAAGCACGUUCUCCGUUGAGACGGUGGAGCCGUCUCUUGUGAGCCGAGCCGACACUGCGAGAACUGUUAAAUCUAAUAACCAAACCGAUGAAAGCGAAGUGGAGUUGGAACUGACUCUCGGCUUCGAGCCGGUUCACCGCUCCGAUACCAAUCUCAGGAGACCCAACAAGGGAUGCAACCAAAUCAAUGGCUCUGGUGAUGACACAUGUAAGAUGGAGCUGAGCUUAGAUUAUCUUGCAUGAAUCGCGAUCCUUCCGUGGAGAGAGACACACCAAUUUUGGCGGAUUUUUCUCACAAAAUUCCUGAUAGCCCCUUCUUUUUUUUUAAGUUUAUCCUUUUCCUGUUAUUAGUCUUCUGUGUAUAAACCGUAAAAUGACAUACAUAGAGGGUUAGGUUAGAGGUUUAUACUUUUUUUUUUUUUUUUUUUUUUUUUUGGUUUGUUUUUUUGUUUUUUUAUACAAAUCAUGUAAUUAACCUGAGAGUCAUAUAUGGCUUUGGUUAUUUACAGUUUCUGGAAUUCCGAUUUUGCAAUUUAAUCCC
Messenger RNA from Telopea speciosissima, 1294 nucleotides. Its product is annotated as LOB domain-containing protein 41-like. Gene Ontology annotation, biological process: regulation of gene expression. Lineage: Eukaryota; Viridiplantae; Streptophyta; Magnoliopsida; Proteales; Proteaceae. Bases 64 to 996 code for a protein of 310 amino acids. The record is from RefSeq and is a predicted model, not a curated record. The transcript has 2 exons.